UUGUGAUGCAGUUAAGGCUGGUCUCAUCGAGACUAUUCAUGUCAAUACAAAGGAUCAAAUCGUGGACAUUUUAACUAAGACACUGAGUCGCUAACAAUUUGAAGCUCUAUCAUCCAAAGUUGGGUGUUCAAGACUUUCACUUUCCAAUCUGAGAAAAAUAUCAGGAAAGGAAAUUUUACGGAUAAUGAUUACCUUUAAGUUUCUAAUUAUCUAAUAAUGAAGUUAUGUUAAAGUUCCUAAAUUAUCUAGGAACUAGGGCUUCUACGGUUAAUGUACAUAUAGUCUCAUUAAGAUCAAUACAAGUUUUCAGUUUACAAUUCAUCUCAAGUUUACAUAGAGAGAGUGCAGCAGGGUUAGGUCGUCGGAUUUGGCAAUGUCGUCCACAUCCAUAGCUUCCGGUCAAGAACCACCGUCGAAUAAGCCGCCAGUGAUAGAACCGACCUUAAUUCUGCAACUUCCAGAUGACUUAGUAUUGAGUUGCUUAGCACAUGUCUCCAGAUUGCACUACCCCAUUCUCUCACUCGUCUCCAAGACCUUUCGAUCCUUCACUUCUUCACUGGAGCUUUACCAGACCCGGUAUCUCUUAAACCGCACAGAGGGGUGUCUCUAUGUGUGCUUGCAGUUCCCUAACGAGCCUAACCUUCGUUGGUUCACUCUCUGUCGGAAACCAGAUAAAACCCUUAACAAGAAGAAGAAUACGACACAGUCAUCAAGUGGUAAUAUUUUGGCUCAGGUUCAGAUUCUCAACUCUCCUCCCGUGGAAUGGUCAGACUCAGAUAUAGUAGCUGUUGGCCAUAAGCUCUACGCCAUCAACAAAGAAGACGAUGUCUCCUCCUCCUCUUCUAACGUCUUCUUCCUCGACUGCCGAACGCACACGUGGGUCGAAACGCCAAGCUUGCGGUUUGCUCACACCAAUCCAGGAAUAGAUGGGAUGAUGUAUUUAGCAGGAAGCUACGAGAAUCCAGAUUCUUUGAACUGUGUUCAAGUGUUGGACACAAAGAAUCAAACUUGGAAGGCCGUGCCUGAGGACAAGAGGAUAUUCAGAGACACAGAUUUUGAAGGAAAGGUUUACAAGAACCUUGAUGGGGCGUCUGGCAAGAGAUCCUCUUUGGUUCUAAAGCUAAAGGAUUCUACAAUCGACUUGGUAGGGUCUGGUACUGUAUGUGUGAUAGAGAAAAGAUUCUAUUGUUAUCUAUCCACUGGAGUGUUUCUUUGGUCUAACAGUGAGAUUAAAUCAUUUGGUUUGAAGAAAGUACAAGGUUUGGAAGGACUGCCUAAGUUUGGCCAUUAUACCAAUGUUAAAUUGGUUGAAUGUGGUGGUAAGAUGGUGGUGUUUUGGGAUAAGUAUGUGCCGGCACGUGGUAGGUAUAAGGAGAAGAUGAUUUGGUGUGCUGAGAUCUCGCUGGAAAUGCGCAGCAGUGAAGAGGUUUGGGGAAAGGUUGAAUGGUUCGAUGCUGUGCUUACAGUACCCAAGUCUUAUAAAUUCGUGUAUGCUAUUGCAGCUACCGUUUGAUUAGCUACUCAUGAGACAGGUUUAAAGGGAAUGAAUCAGGUUAUUUUUUUCUUAGUACUUAGUAUGUCCUGAAUCUUGGAGAUUAGUCUACUCUUUGAUGAAUGACUCAUGAGAAAAGCGGCUUCGUCUUGUAGUGGUUUACUUUCUUUUGUAUGUGACUAUGAUGUGUGCGUUUGUCUUGUGUUUGUAGCGGACAAUGGUUCACUUCUAACCUAUGCAUUCACUUUUAGCUUUGUGUCUUUGAAAUCAUUUUUAUACAACCAUGAGAAUAGUUAUAGUCUCA
Molecule: messenger RNA, 1796 nt
Organism: Brassica napus (rape)
Lineage: Eukaryota; Viridiplantae; Streptophyta; Magnoliopsida; Brassicales; Brassicaceae
Product: putative F-box/kelch-repeat protein At4g39600
Exons: 1
Coding region: 374-1513 (379 amino acids)
Molecular function (GO): protein binding
Source: RefSeq, a predicted model, not a curated record